Molecule: messenger RNA, 1780 nt
Organism: Bursaphelenchus okinawaensis
Lineage: Eukaryota; Metazoa; Nematoda; Chromadorea; Rhabditida; Aphelenchoididae
Source: the annotation of a GenBank genome assembly
AUGCUAUUAGUCAGCAGCUACUACCGUUAUAAUGUCAUCAAAAAGUAAGUAAAUAAAAUCAUUACUGUGCAGUUUGUUAGAAAAAGCAAAGUAAAAACUUGUAAACCUCUAGUACAUCUGUUUCAAGGUAAAAGAGAUACAGAUUUUUAAAAUAAAAAAAAACCCGAUUUUUCAAGCGGAAUCGAACUUUUUUGAUUUUUGAACAUUUUUAAAUGCCCUUACCUCAUUAACAAAAAAUAAUUGAAAGAUAAAACUUUCUGAACUUGUACAACUUUUUAUACUCUAUAAAACGUACAUGUUCAAUUUUUUUAAAAAAAUUUAUGCAAGUACUUUGUAAGUAUAGGGUACGGUAGAAUUACUGUAACUUUUUCGAAUCAACAAGAAAAAACAUUUUUUUUUGCAAUUUCGUUGCCAAAAAGAAUAUUGUAAAAUCACAAAAAUUUUAAGCUUUACUCUUUUAGUUUCAAGAAAGUUAUACUUACAACCGUCGUGUCUCAUUUUUUCUUGCCGCCACUGUACCUUCUGAAAAGCUUUUUUAAACGUAUUUUUAAACAAAUAUUUGUUGUAGCAGGCAAGUGAAACGAAACAACCAAUGGAUAGCGCCAUAUGUCACGUUGACAGCCGUUUGUCUAAUAAUAAGUUUGCUGUUUGUCGUUGUUAUAGAUAUUGAUAAGAAUUUACAAUCUUCCUACAAACAACUUAAUUGGUGCCAUGACGACAACAUAACUAACGUUAUAGUUACAAGAUUGGUAAGUGUUUUAAAAUUUAAAAAUUUUGGAUUAAACGUUUGCAUCUUAAUUUUCACAAUGUGUCAAUCAACAGUAAAUCAAAUUUUAAGCAUAUAAGCUAUUAACUUUACAAUUUAUAAACAAUUUAGGCGUCUCUUAACGUGGUAGUGUCAAUUGCGGCUUUUAUAUUCUUAAUAAUGGUUUAUAGUGCUGCGUUAUAUUACGGUGUAAAAACGUACAAACUUAUAAAUAAAAACAUCAUUCACGUUUCAGCAAGGACAAUAGAAACCCAGAAGCAGUUGACUAAGAUGUUAAUCGUUCAGGUAAGAGUAUUUUUGUAAUUUACUUGCAUAGGCAAUCCUGAACGCUAGAGUAGGGAAAUAGAGAAAGGAGGGAGGAUAGAUUGGGGAGGGGUUCAGGGAGGGUUGGGGAGAAGUUGGAGUGCAGAAAGUUUGGGGUGGGUUUAAGGAGGACUUGAAAAAAAGGCUAAUACGUUUCCUUAGUAGACUGAAAAAGGGGCCCAUUAUGCCAGUAUCGGCUCUGGGACGGCGUGAGAAAAUCAAUUUGAAAAGAUUUUGGGUUAGUUUUGAUCGUGGGGACUUGAGAGCCUGUCCUAAAGGAUAACCUCAGCUUUCCAGCUAAUGUCCCGCAACGAAAGAUUUGACUUCUUUUAUAACAAGAUGCAGUGGGGUUCUAAAUUUGUUAGUUAUACAGGAGCUUCGGUAUAGAUGAGUUUGUUUAUAUUUGUUUUAUUGUACUUAAUCUAAAAAUUUCAGGCAAUAAUACCCUUUAUAACAUGUGUUGGUCCUCUUUGUGGAGCUUUUCUUGGCGUUCUCUCAAAAGUAGAUUAUGACGGUUUAGAAAUUACUGUAAAUGGCUGUAUGUCAUGGAUCCCAGUAUUAGAUGUUUUGUCAACAAUCAUUUUUAUCAAGCCUUAUCGUCAAUACAUCAUGCGUUGUUGGACAAAAAGAAAGUCACUGGUUAGCCAUUCGUCGAUGAGUGCACACAAUCGGACGGCGAAUGGUACUGCGGAGUUUAUCCAAGUACAAUAG